This is a messenger RNA of Physella acuta, 1859 nucleotides long. RefSeq names its product mitochondrial ubiquitin ligase activator of NFKB 1. Gene Ontology annotation, biological process: protein ubiquitination; organelle organization. The record is from RefSeq and is a predicted model, not a curated record. Gene Ontology annotation, molecular function: ubiquitin-protein transferase activity. Lineage: Eukaryota; Metazoa; Mollusca; Gastropoda; Physidae.
GUACUGUCAGCUGAUGGUAGCAGUCUACUACUUUAGGAGAUAUGGCCUUGACAUUAGACCCUAAAUUAAAAAUAUCUAGAUCUACAUUUUUUUAGGCCUAGGCAUAGUCAUUUAACAUUGUUUUCCUAUUUGCGUUUGCGUUGAUAACUUGAUAGGCGUAUGGCCCAUAAUGGCAGUGUAGAGUUAGAUUCUAAAAUCUAUAUUUCUAGAUCUGCAUAUUAGUUAUUAGAUUUAGAAAAUCUGGAUGUAUUUAGAGUGUGUAAAAUGGACAUGAAUGAGGACGAGUGAACAGUAUUAUUAAUCCUGAAUGAAACACAUGAUGAUGGAACAGCUAGACUUUAUACUUGGUAUCAGCAGUGCAAUAUCAAGUCUCAUAGGGUUAACAUUUUAUGCCUUGUACAGAUCUCACACAGAAACAGCUAGACAAAUUAAAAAUCUGCAAGUAUGGCACCCAGAUUCAGACUUAUACAAGCAGUUGCAGUUACAAGGCAAUUAUUGUUUAGCCUAUGCAGCAGUGGGGGGUGUUGUGACAGCAACAGAACACACCCUCAAAAGCCAGUAUGGAGAACAACAGGGUGUUAUACAACGCUUACAGAUGACAGAACAUAAAUCUAAAUACGUUGCUGGAAAUUGGAUCGACUUUAAAACCGUGGUUCAGGAUUCCACUUCAUAUGCACAGUUUGCUUUAAUGACUGCCGAGCCAGAAGAUUCAAAGUACAGAGUUGAAGUACAUAAAUGUGAAAGUGCUGGUCAGAUAAAAGGGGAACUGGACAUUACCCAUGACAAGUUCAAACAAAGAUCUUCUAUUUUUACAAAAAUAGGCUUGGACAGGCUGUUUGGAGAUGUAACGAAAGGAGUUCAGGAAACAGAGUCUAUGCUACUCAAUGGAACAGCUGUUUUAAGCAUCGGUAAAGUGUUCCUGGAUCAGGGAAAAAUUAAGAUAACAGCACCCCUACCAUCCACUGGUUCUUACAUUAUCACCAAAAUGACACUACGCGAAUUAGUUCACCACUUAGAAAAUCAGUCGUUCCAGUUGAAAAAAAAAUCUGCGAUUUUCAUCUUAGUUGGAGGUAGCUUGCUGGCGUACAUGAUUUGCAGACACAUAAAUAAAGUGAGGGAAGAGAGAAAGACACGGUUAGAGUUAGAGGCCAUACGUAACAUAAUAGAAGCUAAUACUGAUACUGAUAGAGAUUUUUAUAGCUCUGAUGAGGAACUGUGUGUUGUUUGUUUAACAAACCCAAGAGAAUGUGUGGCUGUUGGAUGUGGACAUCUAGCCCUGUGUGGUGAUUGCGCUGAAUGUCUAUCUGAACCAAAGAAAUGUCCCAUAUGUCGAGCAGAUGUUUCUUUUAUUCCAGUUUACCAUCCCUAGCUAUACAUCUUAACUUAUUUAGUAUAUCUUUGUAGUUUUUUAAUCAAGGGUUUUUAGAAAUUCCUUUGAAAGCUAAUUUUUGUGUUGGUUUUCAAAUAUGUGCAUAUCAUUACAGUGCUGAGCUCAAUUGUAACAAUGCAGGUCAUCACUGUUUAUUGUUAGUUAUGUGAAUUGAAAAAUAUUCUUAAAUCUUUUUUCAUGAAGAUAAUAUUUCUUGUACACUAAUGUAGGCCUAGAUUAACUUCCAACUAAAUAAGUUAGGCUCUCAUUUUAUUUAUAUUCUAUUUUAUAUAUUGCAUUAACUCCCAACUAAAUAAUUUAGGUGAAAAUAUUAGACAAUUUAAACUGUUAUUGUACCAUAAUAUUGUUGGCCUAUGAAAAUUUCCUGUUGAAAACCGGGUACCAGUUUUUCAUUAUAGAACAGAAGUCAAAGAGCUUAGAUUUAUAUAAGGUGGGCUAACAUUAGGGUACAGAGUUUCUUUCAGACAUC